Messenger RNA from Gadus chalcogrammus (walleye pollock), 2088 nucleotides. RefSeq names its product nudix (nucleoside diphosphate linked moiety X)-type motif 22 (gene nudt22). The transcript has 6 exons. NCBI's taxonomy places the organism in Eukaryota, Metazoa, Chordata, Actinopteri, Gadiformes, Gadidae. Gene Ontology annotation, molecular function: GDP-mannose hydrolase activity. Bases 240 to 1547 code for a protein of 435 amino acids. The record is from RefSeq and is a predicted model, not a curated record.
AGUGUGUGUGUAUAGAUGUAUAAAUAUGAACAUAUUCUUAUAACGCCAAACAAGGUUUUAAGUUGUAAGAUUUAUUUUCCGGUGGGUGGCAGUACUGUUCAAGUUAUUCUAGACACGUCAAAAAAGAAAGAGGAAGACUUUUCACGCACAUUUGUCCAACCAGGUAGAGAUCCUGUGUCCGCGUCAUGCGCUCCAGUGCCUCUCCAAGGUAACGUGGAACAACCCGUCUGGGUGGAGAGAUGGACCCUGACGUGUCCGUGCUGCUGGAGUGUGCGGUCUGGCGUGGACUUGCGGAGGCCGAGGUCCAAGUGGAGGUGUCGGAGAGCUUCAACAGACAAACAGAUGCUGCGCUAGAGAGCCACAUAGAAGAGGUGUGGGCAAAACGUGUCACCAGGGAGCCCUGGCUUUUCAACGGUUCCAAGUUCAGACUGCACUCAUUUACCUUCGACUCCUCCAAGUUUCCCCCCUCCCAAACCGGUUGUCAGUUUACCAAACAUCUCCCAUGCGUGCCUCCAAAGCAACGCCAACCAACGACCGAUGGGUGUGACAGGGGUGAAGAAGAGCGCCGAUGUCCCGAAGGGGAAGGUGCCUUUAAUCCCACGCCUCAGUGUACUGACGGCCGUCGCUAUCAACAAGGAAAUGGAGACUGUGACCAUCCAGCCUUCGGCUGUUUGGCCGGUGUAGACCCAGGCUGUGGCCCCGGGGUCCGGGGCUCUACACGAGCAGAGGCCGGUCCUCGCCUGACCCUGCGGCUGGGCCUGACGUCCUACAAGGACUUCCUGGGCACCAACUGGUCCGAGCGAGCCGGGGCUCUGCGGCAGCGAGGAGAGACGGAGCUGAAUGAUCCGUGCGGCCUGUUGGCCCAGCCCCUGGGGGUGGGCGGGGUCCUGUGCACCAGCGACGGGAAGGUGGUGCUGAUCAGGAGGAGCCAGCGGGUCGCGGAGGCCGGGGGGCUGCUGGACAUCCCAGGGGGGCACCCGGAGCCACAGGCAGUGUGCCCCUGUGUGAGCGAUGGUGUGAGUCAGGAUCCAAUCAGCAUUGCCGUGGUGCAGCGGAGCCCCAAGGCGGUCGUCUCCGAGAUCUUCAGCUCCGUUUGUGCCGAGAUCAGAGACGAGGUCAACGUGCCGCUGGGUUCCCUGGGAGGGCCCGUGUUGAUGGGCGUAGCGCUGAACCACACCAGCGCAGGCAGACCCAGCGCAGAGUUCUACGUCAGCUGUUCCUUGACCUCAGAGGAAGUGAGGGAGUUGUAUUGGAGAGGUGGAGCGGAGGCCAAUGAGUCCACAGACAUCGUGUUCCUCAGCACAAAGGUAAGGGAUCGUAUUCAUCACUCACAGAUCAUAGUAACGUGCCAACCAUUUGUACAGACAGAAAAUGGCCCAUUGCAGAAUCCCUCCGUAUGCUUUUAUAAAAUGUGCUCCUUCUUCAUUGUAUUAUCCUUGUGUAACAAUGCAGGAGCUGUUGCAGUUGGACAGCUCCAGGCCCCUGUGGUCAGAGCUUUGUCCUUCGGCCAAGGGAGCUGUCCUGCUCUAUCAACUCGUCAGGCCUGACGCAUCUAUCGGGCCGGAGCAGACGAGCUCAGACCAACAAAAGCACGACGAAAAAGAAUGAUGUUCAUCUGCCAAAUGUUAUGGUUUUAAUACUUUUUGGGCUUUUCUCUUUUUACAUACAAAGAUCUGUACAAUUUCUUACUAAUGAAAUACAUUUUAAAAAUUGCACUGUUUUAAAGAAUAAAAAUCUACUAAUUGAUUUGUUUUUAGAAUAGCUAUACAGAAAACCUUCACAUGACUUUAUGCAAAUCAAGCUAGAAAUAAAAAAAGUCAGAGCAGGUAGUGUGCACAGGCAAUCUCUUAAAGACAUUGGAUCAAUACUAUUAAAAUCUUAAAAAUAUUAAAGUACGCACUGUAGAUUUAAAACCCCGAAAAACUCAGUCAGCCUCAACCAGCUACCAUCUGCUUGCAACAUCCCUGCCGUGAAUCCAGUGGACUUAGUGUGUUUGGGGGGGGGGGGGGGUUACCAGUGACCCUGGUAACCGCUGUAGCCAACAGCUGUGUUGUAGUAAGAUCCAUGGCCUGGAUGGCUGGAGUUCCA